CGGUUAUAACUUUGCUUACGUUAACUGUAAAUCUUAGGUGUUGUGAAUUUGUAAUAUAAGGUAUAACACAUCGCACUGAAUAUGUUGUGUGUAUGUUUAAGUGAGAAGGCAUGAGAUUAACAUAACAACCAGUAAUUUGGUGAAGCUGUACUAGGUAAAUGUGAAAUGUUACUGACAUUGUCUUGUAAAGUUGUGUAUUUCUCUGUGAGAUAUCACGUAAUGUUUUCUUGUUGCAUGCGGUUAUAGUAUCAAAUAUACUCCAGGGACAGGUAGUAGUGAGAGGUAGAUGCUUCAGGUCAAUGAGAAAGAGCGAGGAGCCUCACAAACUGGAGAUAUCACUGGAUGCAGAAAGUGCCAACCUGAAAGCUUUCUCCUGCAGUUGUGCGGCUGGUAAAGGAUUCUGCAAUCACAUAGUUGCCAUCCUGUACCAGACCGCACAUUAUUCACAGCUGGGUCUGCAGGCUGUUCCACCCCCCCUGGCCUGCACAAGUGGCUUGCAAAGAUGGCACAGACCAAGAACACAGGGAAUCCAUCCUGAACCGGUUAGUGAGCUGGUGGUGCAAAAGCCCAAAACAGUUGGCAAGGACGGUCUGAGGUCCACACUGUACAAGGCCUAUACAGGACCACUGCCAGAUCCAUAUAUGAUGGCAUCUGGAAGCAAAUUAAGCCAGGUGCAGCCCCAACCUCUCAUGGCUGUUGUAUUGGAUGGGGUUUCUGAGAUGGAGCUGACGCCAUCUAAAUUUGGGUCUGUCCCUCGUGGAUCCCCCAUGUCCUAUCACUGUCCACCCAAGAAGUCCAGUGACCUCCUCCUACACCACAUGGCUCCAGAAUUUCCAUCCCUACCUGUGAUGCAGCACACUUUUCCCAGGUUGCAUUUCGUCCCGACCUUGCAUCAGUUAAUGCAUCUCCAGUCUCUUGAAGUGUCACCGCAGCUGUCCUGCGAGAUAGCAAAAGAAACUCAGCAGCAAUCCAAAUGUCCUGCGUGGACACAGCUACGGCAACCAAGGCUGACUGCUAGUCGUUUUUGGGAUGCUUGUUGUAGUAGGGCGUGUCGUGCAGAGCUGGAGUCUGCAGCUAUUCAGAUGAUCAGAGGCUCCACAAAGCAAACAGCUGCAAUGAAGCGUGGUCUACUAGUGGAGCCUGAAGUGCUGGCAAACUAUGCUGAACUGUUGCGAGUUAAUGUGUUACCAGCCGGGUUCGUCAUUCACCCUGACGCACCACAUCUCGGGGCCAGUCCAGACGGUCGGGUGUAUGACCCUUCAGAGUCGCCUCCUUUUGGCCUGGUUGAGGUGAAGAGCAGCACAAAAACUGAUCCAUCUCAGGUUGCUCACCUCAAGGUGCAGGAAGGCCACACCAGUCUGAGGCGUUCACAUAAGUACUACUGGCAGGUUCAGGGCCAACUGGCAAUCACAGGACUGACAUGGUGUGACUUUGUUACCGAUACCCUAUCAACUUUAACUGUGGAAAGAAUUUGGCGUGAUGACUCAUUCAUAGCGGAAAUGAAAGAGAAAUUGGAUAUAUAUUAUUAUGGCACAUACAUGAAUGCAUACCUUGAAUUACACUAAUCUUGUCUUUACCAAUCAGUUUAGCCUUCUGUCUUACUGUUGAUAAUCUGUAAUGUUAUUUUUUAUUGUAAAUGUUUGAUGUUAUUUGAGUUGUUAUUAAUCAGUUGAUGUUACGCAUACCAAAAAAUUAAAUGAUGCACAAUUUUGACCAAAAUUGUUGUAUUUGUUCAUCGAAUUUUUUAGUGAAAUCAAAGUCACAUUUCAACAGAAAAAUAUUAAGAAUAUAACAAUUAUUUAAUUUGAUUUUUAAGAAUAUGUGGGAACACUAAAUUAUUUACAUACUAUUUACACAUUAUACAUUAUUUACAUACCAAACAUUAAUUCACUCUUCAAAACAAAAAGGUCCUUGAUAAUUUGCCAAAACACAGCAGUUAAGCCAGAUCUGAUUCACACUGCCAAUCAGUGUGAGCGGCACGGGAGAGUCCCAGAUGUGAAAGGACUUUAUCCUACCGAUCACUCUUUCUACUAUAAUUCUGAGGCGGGCAAUGGCUUGGGUUUGUUCCGUUUCCUCCUUGCUGAAUUGAGCUGAACGCUUAAAAGGUGGAAUGAUGAGCUUAGAUUCAACGUCAGCAAGGAGGUCUUGAAUGAGGAACCCUUUGUCCGCCAUGACAUCGUCUCCUGGCUCCAGCAAGGGAAGGACUCCACUGAUCCUGGUGAUCUCCUUAUCUGAGAUGCACCCAGUGUACAGGGGUGAGAUGAAUGUCACCAAACCAUUGGGAGCAACUCCAAUUAGCCCUUUCAAUGUCGUCCUGUUUUUGUAACUUGAAAAUGUUUCUGACUGUAAGGUCAGGGAUGAGGCUGUCUCCAGGGCAAUUUCUG
This is a messenger RNA of Megalobrama amblycephala (Wuchang bream), 2384 nucleotides long. RefSeq lists its product as uncharacterized. Bases 300 to 1565 code for a protein of 421 amino acids. Lineage: Eukaryota; Metazoa; Chordata; Actinopteri; Cypriniformes; Xenocyprididae. The record is from RefSeq and is a predicted model, not a curated record. The transcript has 4 exons. Gene Ontology annotation, molecular function: zinc ion binding.